Symbiodinium sp. CCMP2456 is the source of this 582-nucleotide messenger RNA. The record is from the annotation of a GenBank genome assembly. NCBI's taxonomy places the organism in Eukaryota, Dinophyceae, Suessiales, Symbiodiniaceae.
AUGCAAAGGGCGCAUGGGCAGCUGGAAGCUGCAGCGGCGAUGUUGGGCCGCCCUCCAAGGAAGGUCACUUUGAGGGAGUUCCUGCUGGACUCCACCUUCGUGCCGCCGUUGGUGGAGUACACGUCGGAAGAGACCGACGGUGUUCACCGUGCGAGAGUGGCCAUCGCUGGAACGGCAUAUGCAGGUGCACCAGCAUCCUCGCGAGAGGAGGCAAAGCUAAGUGCUGCUCUGGUGGCGCUACGUUCCCUGCGAGCGGAAAGUCGCACCGAGGAGAAGAAGGGACCCCGCGAAUCAAUCUUCCAUGUGCCGCGUGGGCAAAACCUCCGGGCGACUACAAAGAGAGUUGCCGGGGGGAAACAUCAAUCCAAUUUGAAAUGGAUUCAACAGAACAGCGGAGCAGAGGUUUCGCUCCUUGGUGGGCCAGGCACUGGCAAGCCGCUCAAGGUGAAAGUUUCGGGAGAGGCGAGCAGCUGCGAAAUCGCUGCCUCCAUGGUCCGCGACCUUCUGGCGUUGCUGCCUGCCAAUGUGCAGACGGGCCGCCAGCCGCGACGGAAAUCUCCCCGAGGAUUUGCUCCGAUGUGA